AUGUCCAGGGUACUGGAGUGGUUGUAUAUACAGGUCAGUACCAGAACCUUAUUCAAUGUCCAGGGUACUGGAGUGGUUGUAUAUACAGGUCAGUACCAGAACCUUAUUCAAUGUCCAGGGUACUGGAGUGGUUGUAUAUACAGGUCAGAACCAGAACCAGAACCUUAUUCAAUGUCCAGGGUCCUGGAGUGGUUGUAUAUACAGGUCAGUACCAGAACCUUAUUCAAUGUCCAGGGUACUGGAGUGGUUGUAUAUACAGGUCAGUACCAGAACCUUAUUCAAUGUCCAGGGUCCUGGAGUGGUUGUAUAUACAGGUCAGUACCAGAACCUUAUUCAAUGUCCAGGGUCCUGGAGUGGUUGUAUAUACAGGUCAGUACCAGAACCUUAUUCAAUGUCCAGGGUCCUGGAGUGGUUGUAUAUACAGGUCAGUACCAGAACCUUAUUCAAUGUCCAGGGUCCUGGAGUGGUUGUAUAUACAGGUCAGUACCAGAACCUUAUUCAAUGUCCAGGGUCCUGGAGUGGUUGUAUAUACAGGUCAGUACCAGAACCUUAUUCAAUGUCCAGGGUCCUGGAGUGGUUGUAUAUACAGGUCAGUACCAGAACCUUAUUCAAUGUCCAGGGUCCUGGAGUGGUUGUAUAUACAGGUCAGUACCAGAACCUUAUUCAAUGUCCAGGGUCCUGGAGUGGUUGUAUAUACAGGUCAGUACCAGAACCUUAUUCAAUGUCCAGGGUCCUGGAGUGGUUGUAUAUACAGGUCAGUACCAGAACCUUAUUCAAUGUCCAGGGUCCUGGAGUGGUUGUAUAUACAGGUCAGUACCAGAACCUUAUUCAAUGUCCAGGGUCCUGGAGUGGUUGUAUAUACAGGUCAGUACCAGAACCUUAUUCAAUGUCCAGGGUCCUGGAGUGGUUGUAUAUACAGGUCAGUACCAGAACCUUAUUCAAUGUCCAGGGUCCUGGAGUGGUUGUAUAUACAGGUCAGUACCAGAACCUUAUUCAAUGUCCAGGGUCCUGGAGUGGUUGUAUAUACAGGUCAGUACCAGAACCUUAUUCAAUGUCCAGGGUCCUGGAGUGGUUGUAUAUACAGGUCAGUACCAGAACCUUAUGUGGUUGUGUAUACAGGUCAGUGUGGAUAGUCUGUGGGAGAGGGAGAGCAGACGUUGUUAGGUAUAUAACAGUUGUAUGGACAUUGGAUAGAAGUUUUUUAGGAGUCUGUUGAGUCUUGAUGCACCGGUACCCCCUGCCAGAUGGGAGCAUGGAGAACAGUCAAUGUCUCGGGAAGAUGAAGUCUUUGUGCAUCCCCUCCCUGUUUCCUGCAGUCCUCGAUCAGCUCCUUGGUCUUAUUGACGUGGAGGGAGAGGUUGUUGUCCUGGCACCACACUGCCAGGUCUCUGAUCUCCUGCCUGUAAACUGUCAGCCAGUCAGAUAGUCCAGGAUCCAGUUGCAGAGGGAUGUUUUCAUUCCCAACGUCCUGAGCUUAGUGAUGAGCUUGGAGGAUACUAUGGCGUUGAACGCUGAUCUGUAGUCUAUGAGCAGUAUUCCCCUUGGCCAGGUGUGAGAGGGCAGCGUGGAGUGCAAUUGAGAUGACAUCAUCUGUAGAUCUUUUGGGGAGGUAUGCAAAUUAAAGGCGUCUGGGAUGAUGGAGUUGAUGUGUGCCAUAACCAGCCUCUUUUAAAGCACUUCAUGAUUACAGAUGUGAGUUCAACAGGGUGGUGGUCAGUGUGGCAUGACGCCUUAGAGUUCUUAGGAACAGGAAUGGUGGUCGUUUUGAGACAUGUGGGGGAUUACAGACUGGGACAAGGAAAGGUUGAAAAUGACCACGAAGAUACCAGAUGGUCUGCGCAAGGUCUGAGAACACGGCCUGGAUGUCCUAAUAUCUAGCUGGAUGUCCUAAUGUCUAGCUGGAUGUCCUAAUGUCUAGCUGGGUGUCCUAAUGUCUAGCUGGAUUUCCUAAUGUCUCGCUGGAUUUCCUAAUGUCUCGCUGGAUUUCCUAAUGUCUCGCUGGAUGUCCUAAUGUCUAGCUGGAUGUCCUAAUGUCUAGCUGGAUGUCCUAAUGUCUAGCUGGAUGUCCUAAUGUCUAGCUGGAUGUCCUAACGUGUAGCAGGAUGUCCUAAUUUCUAGCUGGAUGUCCUAAUGUCUAGCUGGAUGUCCUAAUGUCUAUCUGGAUGUCCUAAUGUCUAUCUGGAUGUCCUAAUGUCUAUCUGGAUGUCCUAAUGUCUAGCUGGAUGUCCUAAUGUCCAGCUGGAUGUCCUAAUGUCUAGCUGGAUGUCCUAAUGUCUAGCUGGAUGUCCUAAUGUCCAGCUGGAUGUCCUAAUGUCUAGCUGGAUGUCCUAAUGUCUAGCUGGAUGACCUAAUGUCUAGCUGGAUGUCCUAAUGUCUAGCUGGAUGUCCUAAUGUCUACAUGGAAGUCCUUAAAGUUGUCUCUGGAAAUAGAUAGUCAGUAAACAUACAAUACAUCUACCUAGCCCUUCCUUUAAACUAGCUGACAUUAUCACCCUUCCUUUAAACUAG
Molecule: messenger RNA, 2508 nt
Organism: Oncorhynchus keta (chum salmon)
Lineage: Eukaryota; Metazoa; Chordata; Actinopteri; Salmoniformes; Salmonidae
Exons: 4
Coding region: 1-1164 (387 amino acids)
Source: RefSeq, a predicted model, not a curated record